AUGGCUACCGGGGGAUUCGAUGCCACACUUCUAGAAUGUGGUAGUGACGCCGUCGGUGGUAGAAUCGGAAGCAAGUGUGAACCUUGUCGUCAUCGGGAAAGGUCAGAGGUAGCGUCGUGGUUUUGUAAAACAUGCAAAAUAUAUAUGUGCGAUGACUGCGGUGAUGUUCACAAGGUGCACAUGAAAAACGUAGAUGGACAUCAAAUUGUGGCUGCACAUGAAUCCUGUGUCAAGCCAGAUGUCGAUAUGAAGGGACUUGAUCAGUGUAACGAACAUAAACGAGUGUUCAUGUUUCACUGUGAAGACCACGAAGAUUUGUGCUGUGAAAUAUGUGCCUUUUCUCGUCAUCGUAGAUGCGAUAAUAUCCACGAAAUAGCAAAGGUUGCUAAGAAUGUGAGAGAUGUUGAAAGGGAAAAUAUACGUGCAUCCAUUAUUACUGCCUCAGAAGUUAUAACGAAAUGCAAGGAGGAUCAAUUGAAUAACGUUGUGCGAGUUGAAGAAAUUAUUAAAGAAAUUGAUAUUUACAAGGAAGACUUAUUAAAGAAAAUUGAGGAAGCCAAGGCGCGAAUUGUCAGCGAAAUGACUAGCCAUAACACACAGGAAGACGAACGUCUAAAUACGAGGAGAAAUGCGGCUGAAAACCUGAAGAAAGAACUUGACACGCACUUGGCAAUGUCAGAUAGCGUUCGCAAGAAUGGAACGGUAACGGAAAUAUUUAUUCUAAACCACAUUCUUAAAAGAACGCAGGACAAGGCAUCGCAAACUCUGAACACUUUGUUGAAGAAUGAUAACACCGUCAAAGUGGGACUAAAAAUCAACGAAAACAUUUUAAACAUAAAAUUUACUGAUGUCGUAUUGUUCUCAUUAAAUAAAACACAAGUGGCCAAAACACAAUCAUUUCAUGACGACGAUUUGAUAUCUUCAAAGGUGGACACAGUCCAACAAAGGCCGUUGAGUCUGGAGCUGGUGAAGACCCUGGAUCUCGUGAAUACAGGAAACGACAAGAGGAAACCAUUUUGUACUGGGCUGGACUUCCUGUCAGACGGGAGGAUCGUCGCCGUGGAUAACUACAACUGGAAAUGUUUUAUCUUGAGUGACACACUGAAGAGGUUCGACGCAUUUUAUAAAUUCAAGACAAAUCCUAGGGACGUAACGUCUUACUCUGAUAACAAUAUUGCAGUAACUGUCAGUUACGGAGAUAUCCGAACCAUCUGCCUGCUGACAGUGGACAGUGACAACACGAUCACGCUGAUGAAGACGCUGAACACGUCCAACUACUGCGACUCCAUCUGUCUUCUAAAUGACCGCACGUUCGUAGUGAGCACCUGGGACGACCCGCGGCCGGCAAGGAUGAUUGACGUUGACGGCAAGGAGAGCGACUUUGAUAACGUGAAGUUUCCUGGAAAGACGUAUAAGCGUGGUGAAAGUAAAUGUGCCUACAUACCAUCCCGGGAUACGCUUGUUCUUAUUGACAGGCUUGUUCACAUUGUUUACAUGUAUAACACCGUAUCCGGUAAGAAUAGAGAGGUAAAAGCUAUACGAGAACCGAAAAGCGCCUGUGUUGGUCCAGCUAAAUCCGUUUUUGUCUGCAGUAAGAAUACAAACUCCGUCAUCCAGGUAUCGCCCGACGGGGACAUACAGGCGUCAUGUGGCGUCGACAUGGAGUGUCCGUACGCCGUUGCCGUCUCCAGGGAUGGCUCGAGAAUGGCCGUGAUCAAUAGUGCUAGUUCCAAACCAUUUAGUCAUGAGGCACCAGUUGCUGUCCGACUCCAGGUCUCCCGCCUCAGUGCGCUUAAGAAGUGCAAGAACAAAUAG
This is a messenger RNA of Mya arenaria, 1815 nucleotides long. RefSeq lists its product as uncharacterized. Lineage: Eukaryota; Metazoa; Mollusca; Bivalvia; Myida; Myidae. Gene Ontology annotation, molecular function: zinc ion binding. The record is from RefSeq and is a predicted model, not a curated record. The transcript has 2 exons. The coding region runs from base 1 to 1815 and encodes 604 amino acids.